AUGAAGGAUUGUCCUGACAAAACUAAGAGUGAAACAAGAAAGUGGUGCUCAUACCACAAGUCAACAACGCAUAGUGAUAGUACCUGUCGAAGACAUCAACGAAAAGACCCAGAAGCUACAAAAGUAAAACAAGCGACAUUUGGUGGCCAGUCCGGUGACCCAGGGGAUGAACACUCAUACACUUUUCAUGUGCAAGGGAGCCACCUUAAGCAGUCACAGUACAAAGCAAAUGGGAUGCUUGUUGAUACUGGAGCUACAUCUCAUAUUGUUACAAAAGAUGUAUUGAAACGUGUUGAUGGUAACUUUAACCCAGCAAAGCAUUACAUGGAACUUGCUGAUGGGACACGUAGAAAUAAUGUAGCACUGAAACGUGGAGGUGCUGAAGUAUCAAUAGCAGAUGAAAAUGGAAAAUAUGUGAAAGCUGUUCUGAAAGACGCACUGUUCAUACCAACGUUAGCCUGCAUGGCAGGCGGUCUAAAAUAGCGCCUGCUGGGUUUGGCAGUGUAAUUUGAUAACCGCCCACUUUUUUGUCCAUCGGUCCAAUUAGCCAAUCAGCAAACACUAAAUAUAUUAAUAAUCAAACUGUCAAACACUCAAACUAUGUUAUUGUCUGAUCGCAAAAUUGCAAAUAUAAAAUAUGUCGAAAGAAACGCCAUUGAAAGUUUCAAUCAGGACCUCUGAAUAACGACAAGAGGUAGAAAAGCAAGCGCGGAAAAUGUAAAUGACCACUUUCGUUUGUCUACUAAGUGUGCUUUGAAACUAAAACACGGGCAAUAGAGAAAAUAUCUUAUAUAUCGUCGGAGAAUUUUGCAAGCAAAAGAAACGAUUACGACAGUGGCAAAACCUUGGCCGAUCAAUAAGCCGAUCACGAAUUGUGUUCAGUUCACUUAGGAUUUGAAGUUAGUUCUACCUCGGAACUAUCCGACAGAGUUUGUAAACCGUGUGGACGAAAGAUCCGAAACGAAAGCGAACUGAUUGCCAUAUUAAAUCAAACGAGACAUAAACGCGUUGCCUGUGUACGUAUCGAACAAAUAGACUGUUGUAUAAAAACGUCGGUUGCCAAUAUAAACUGUCUUGUCUCCCUAACGAAGCCGUGUGUUAAAGAAAGCCCUAAAAUGCGGCUAAUAGGCCUAGGCGUAGUAGUCCUGUUAUAAAACCCGUUGCAAGAAAGACUAUACUAGACUAGACCGUCUGUAUUUAUUCUCGUUAUAUUUUCUCGCGCCAACAAGAACAAUGUAAAAAUCGAGCUUUUCCCAUAACCUGUAAACGGCCAAAACAUUCAUUCCAAGGAGUAAAUCUUUAACUGCUAUCUUUUGCUCGCGUUUGUAUUAAGAAUCAGUUUGCGUUUCGACAUUCGAGAAACCUUCAGUUAAAAUUAAAAGCGAAUCAAUUCCAGUCCACUGGUGGACGGGGAAUUCGAUUACACUGCCAAACCCAGCAGGCGGUAUUUCCCAGGCUUGCCUGAUUUUAGGGACCGCCUGCCAUGCAGGCUAUACCAACGUAUCCACAGGAUAUAUUUUCUGUUAGAGCAGCUACUUCAAAUGGAGCCAAAGUAAAGUUCUCACAAGAUAAAAAUGAACUUGUCUACAAAGAUGGUACAACUUUCAUUAUUGAGGAACAUGAACGCUUGUAUUAUUUGAACACUGUUAAUCAACUAAAUGAUGAUAGCAAUAUAAGUAGUUCAUAUGAUAAGGUAAGUCUUGCAUGCAAUAUUUACAAGUGGCAUGAAAUAUUAGGGCAUUGCAAUUUCGAUGAUAUAUUGAAACUAGAAAAUGUAGUCACUGGAAUGAAAGUUGUAGGGAAGGUAGAUAGGUCCAAGUUAGAAUGUGGUACAUGUACGAAAGGGAAGUUUGCAAAUUGUAGAAAUAGAGCGCCAGAUAGUCGAGCUACAAAACUCUUAGAAAAGGUACAUACAGACUUAGCAGGUCCCAUGUCCAAAAAUGGUUUUAAAUAUUGCAUUGCAUUCACUGAUGAUUUUUCUGGAGCCAUUUUUGUAUAUUUCCUUAGAAAUAAGACUGACACCCUAUUAGCAACUGUGAACUUUCUUGCUGAUUGUGCACCUUAUGGCCAGGUAAAGUGCUUGAGGUCAGAUAAUGGCACAGAAUUUAUGAAUGGUGAUUUCCAAGAUCUUCUUAGGAAAAGAGCCAUUAAGCAUGAAACUUCUUGUCCAAAUUCUCCCCACCAGAACGGAACAGCGGAAAGGUAUUGGCGGACACUAUUUGAAAUGGCUAGGUGUUUGUUGUUGGAGAGUGGUGUGCCAAAGAUAUUGUGGCCAUAUGCCGUCCAAACUGCUGCUCAUAUUAGAAAUAGGUGUUACAACAACAGGACUAAGAGUACACCCUAUUUUAGCAUGACAGGGAGAAAACCAGACCUGUCAAAGAUGUGGGUGUUUGGCUCAGAGUGUUACAUUUAUAACUAUGAUCAUAAGAAACUAGACCCUAGGUGUAUAAAAGGAGUAUUUGUCGGUUAUGAUAAGAACAGCCCAGCCCACCUUGUUCAUCACCCACAGUGUGGUAAAGUCAUGAAACACAGAUUAGUAAAGUUUAUUAAGAAUACCAGUGCAGAACAAUGCACACAGACUGAAAUUGAUGAUCUAGGUCUUUGUGGAAAGGAGGAAAAUGAAAUUUCCCCAAAUAAUGUUCAGGGACAGGAGAAAGAUUCUCCCGAACCUGAAGAAAUUGUUGAAAACUUUGAUUUAGGCGAAGGGCCACAGUUAGAUGUUGAAGAUAGUAAAGAGGUUGAAGAUGAUUACGAGACUAAGGUUUAUCCUCAGAGGGAGAGAAAAGUCCCACAAUAUUUUGGAGUCAAUAAUUCAGCCAAUGUAAGGGACCGUUCAUUAUUUAUGCCUCAGGGGGGCACCGAAGAGAAAUAAAAAUUGGCUACUUUUUUUUAAUUACCCAACCAUUUUCGAAGUAUUAUUUUCUUUUACCCAACCCUUAUGCAACUCAAGAUUUGUAUCGUUAUAAACAGCUUGUUUUUCAUAUAUAAACUACUUGUUUGAUACACACACAUGAACAUUGAAUUUCAAAACUAUUUUUACUCAAGUAAAGAAAUUUGAAAAAUCCAGAUAAAGGACACCUACCAGAGGGUUCCUAUUCAGUAAAGGCUAAUUUUUCCUUUACCCACCAUUUCUACAUACCAAAUUAUUGGUUACCCACCCCAUUUCUCUUCGGUGCCCCCCUGAGGCAUAAAUAAUGAACGGUCCCCAAAUGUUGAUUAUUGUUAUAAAGUUUGAAGCAGAAAUCCCGAAAAUCCAGUGUCAGUGAACGACACAACAUCAAACGUUUGAAAGGUUCUUUAUGCACCUAUCAUUGUUUCCCCCUGAGGGGGGGGGGGGGAUGCGGGAAACCCAAGGGACUUUGACCACACUAUGAAGCCAGGGGACUUUGACCACACUAUGAAUUUGACCAUGCAUCAACUCCCAGAGUCGGGAAAUUUUGACAUCCGCCAUCUUGAAAGUUUGCGCGGUUUUGACAUUGAAAGGCCUGGUAAUAAAUAUGGCGGAGAAGCACGAUCAAGUUUCAUCGAAAAUGGUAUUUUAUAGCCUUUUAUACACAGUGUCUCAAUUUUUACCAAGUUUAAACCAGUAUAGACUGUAUGUUCGCAUUGGAAAACAUAGGUGUGCCUUGUUAUCUUAGGAAUAUAGUGGGGAAUUUUAACAGCCGUUCCUUGCCCAACAGUGGGGAUUUUGACUACAAAAUUUUAAAAAUGUCAAAAUUCCCCUUGGUUGCAUUAUUAUAUAGAUACUGAUAUUUAAAGAAUGAGUCUCAACCGUGAUGUAUUGCGCGCUUGUGUUUAUUUACAAACGCUGAAAGAACCUGUCCGAAGGCAAACACGCAGGCAGUAUCACUGCACUCGGAAAUUCUCACCUGGUUUUAUAUAAAAUUUUAUAGUCAAGCAAUUUUGCCAUUUUUGGAGCUCUUUUUUGUAAAGAAAGUGAAGAUGUCUGACUCCGAAUCGGAUUCAGAUCUGGCUGUUGAACAGUAUGAUCCAGAAGACAAUCUGAACGCUUAUGGAUCGCCAGUCGUACGACCUGUGGACGAAGAGAUUUUGGCAGUUGCACCUGCACGUCAAAAUAUUGAAAGUAAUCGAACUCAA
Paramuricea clavata is the source of this 4098-nucleotide messenger RNA. The record is from the annotation of a GenBank genome assembly. NCBI's taxonomy places the organism in Eukaryota, Metazoa, Cnidaria, Anthozoa, Malacalcyonacea, Plexauridae.